This is a messenger RNA of Mastomys coucha (southern multimammate mouse), 1572 nucleotides long. RefSeq names its product dehydrogenase/reductase 1 (gene Dhrs1). NCBI's taxonomy places the organism in Eukaryota, Metazoa, Chordata, Mammalia, Rodentia, Muridae. The transcript has 9 exons. Bases 364 to 1305 code for a protein of 313 amino acids. The record is from RefSeq and is a predicted model, not a curated record.
CGUCAUCAGUCCGCGACGGGGCAGGCGGGGAUGAUGGGCGUGGCUGCAGGUCGCCCUUCCCCAUUUGCGGUUCCACAACCGUCUGGCUGCCCCUGGAACUCCAGGGCUAGCCUGGACUCGUUCUAUAUCAUCCUCACCCGCACCCGGACUUUCAUCCAGGCACGCACUCCAACGUGGCAAGAAUCAAAGUUCUCGAACUUUGGUCUGGCGAUCUGGGCAGAAAGAAACUCAGAGGCUGCGUCUGCCCCAGUACAAGCUUAGCAGCCACUUCUAGCCCUCACAGAGACCUGCCUCAGCGCGCAAUCUACAGGAUUCCCUCAACGCGACUCUUGACCUCCACAGAUAUCCCCUUUGACGUGAGUCAUGGUAGCGCCUAUGAAGGGCCAAGUGUGUGUGGUAACUGGUGCCUCCAGGGGUAUUGGCCGUGGCAUUGCCUUACAGCUUUGCAAAGCAGGUGCCACAGUUUACAUUACCGGCCGCCAUCUGGACACCCUUAGAGCUACUGCCCAGGAGGCACAGUCCCUCGGGGGCCGGUGUGUGCCAGUGGUGUGUGACUCAAGCCAGGAGAGUGAAGUGAAAAGCCUGUUUGAGCAAGUAGAUCGGGAACAGAAAGGGCGGCUAGAUGUUCUGGUCAAUAAUGCCUAUGCUGGUGUCCAGGCAAUCCUGAACGCCAGCAACAAGUCAUUCUGGGAAGUUCCUGCCUCCAUAUGGGAUGAUAUAAACAAUGUUGGACUCAGAGGCCACUACUUAUGCUCUGUGUAUGGGGCGAGGCUGAUGGUGCCAGCUGGCAAAGGACUCAUCGUGAUUGUCUCCUCCCCUGGGGGGCUGCAGCAUAUGUUCAAUGUCCCUUAUGGUGUGGGCAAAGCUGCGUGUGACAGACUGGCUGCUGACUGUGCCCAUGAGCUACGGCGUCAUGGAGUCAGCUACGUGUCUCUGUGGCCAGGGCUGGUGCAAACAGAACUGGUGAAGGAGUUUAUAACAAAAGAGGAGCAUCAUGAGCACCCUCUAUUUAAGAAGAUGAAACCAGAUUUCUUAUCCGCGGAAAGUACAGAAAUGAGCGGCAAGUGUGUGGUGGCCUUGGCAACAGACCCCAAUAUCCUGAACUUGAGUGGGAAGGUGCUGCCAUCCUGUGACCUCGCUCGACGCUAUGGCCUUAAGGAUAUCGAUGGCCGUCCUGUCAAAGACUAUUUUUCUUUGGGCUAUGCCCUCUCACAAGUCUCCAGCCUGGGCUGGCUGAACUCAUACUUGCCUGGCUUCCUCCGUGUGCCCAAGUGGAUCAUCACCCUCUACACCAGCAAAUUCUAACCUCCUGACCUGCUGUCCCAGCCUUCCAGAACCUUGGCUAGCUGAGGCUCAGGUGGGUGGGGCUGUCUUGGUGGAACAAACCGCUUUCGCACACACCCAUGUCUUCCCCAUGAAGAGAAGGUGGCUGCUGGGAGCCUAGUGCAUUCUGGGGGCUCUGGUAGGUUCUUUGUGCCUUAGUUUUCCCCUGUCCCUACAUCUUAAUGUUUUGCUUGAGUAAUUAUAAGUGCUUAUAAAUAGAAGUUAAUAAAGGUCUCAUCUCCCUUUCAA